UCUCUAUAUAUACCACUCCAAGUUCAUAAGAUUAGCACCACAAUAUAUACCCAACCCAUUCAUCAACAUCGAUCAACUAGUCUAUCCACUACGUACAAUGAUGAUCAAAUCCCUUGCACUCGUCGGCCUUGUUGCCUUGGCCUUCAGUUUCCUAUUUGGUGCUCAUGCUGCUCGAAUAACUUUCACAAACAACUGUCCAAGAACUAUUUGGCCAGGAACUUUAACAUCAGAUCAGAAACCUCAACUAUCAACUACUGGAUUUGAGCUGGCAUCCAAAGCAUCCAGAUCAAUUGAUAUCCAAGCUCCAUGGAAAGGUCGGUUCUGGGCCCGAACAGGAUGCACCACAAACUCAGGAAGGUUUACCUGCGAAACUGCUGAUUGUGCCUCCGGCCAGGUUGCAUGCAACGGCGCCGGUGCGAUCCCGCCGGCAUCUUUGGUAGAAAUCAACAUAGCAGCAAAUGGUGGACAAGAUUUCUAUGAUGUCAGCCUUGUAGACGGCUUCAACCUCCCUGUUUCAGUUGCCACAGAAGGAGGGACCGGUGACUGCAAGCGCUCGAGCUGCCAGGCAAACAUAAACGCGGUCUGUCCAGCUGAGCUGCAAGUGAAAGGGUCUGAUGGGAGUGUGAUCGCUUGCAAGAGCGCAUGCACAGCGUUCAAUCAGCCACAAUACUGUUGCACCGGUACUUUCAAUAAACCAGAGACAUGUCCACCUACGAAUUAUUCUAAGAUCUUCAAGGACCAAUGCCCUCAAGCCUAUAGCUACGCUUAUGAUGAUCAAACCAGCACCUUUACCUGCUUCAAUGCACCUAAUUACGUUAUUACUUUUUGCCCUUGAAUUUACAGAGAGGAAUUAUGAGUUCCUUCUCUCUAUAUAUAGUAAUAAGAGAACAAUAAGUAUCAUGGACUAAGGCACAUGCAUGAUUGUGUCUGUUUCAAUGUAAUAAACGCUUGAAUGAUCGAUAGAUAGCAAGCGAAUAAUGCAAACUUUUUCUCAUACUUAUUUCAGAGCAAGUAUAGUACUUGUGCUAAUGACAAUAAAUAUUUAUUGAUCA
Messenger RNA from Alnus glutinosa, 1052 nucleotides. Its product is annotated as thaumatin-like protein 1. The record is from RefSeq and is a predicted model, not a curated record. Gene Ontology annotation, cellular component: extracellular region. The transcript has 2 exons. Gene Ontology annotation, biological process: defense response. Bases 98 to 835 code for a protein of 245 amino acids. NCBI's taxonomy places the organism in Eukaryota, Viridiplantae, Streptophyta, Magnoliopsida, Fagales, Betulaceae.